Messenger RNA from Ipomoea triloba (trilobed morning glory), 3933 nucleotides. Its product is annotated as disease resistance protein RPP13-like. Gene Ontology annotation, molecular function: ADP binding. The record is from RefSeq and is a predicted model, not a curated record. Bases 469 to 3348 code for a protein of 959 amino acids. Lineage: Eukaryota; Viridiplantae; Streptophyta; Magnoliopsida; Solanales; Convolvulaceae. Gene Ontology annotation, biological process: defense response to other organism. The transcript is spliced from 3 exons.
CCUUCACAGAAACAUUAAACACAGAAAAAAGUACAAUUACAGAAGCAAAGAGAGGGGAUGGCUUGUGUAGCUGUAACUAUUGUUGUGAGGACAAUAGAGCUUGGGCUCUUGCAAUCUCAGCCUGGUCCAGUUGCAAUAGAAAACUAAUUCAUUUGCCUGAGACUCUAACCCUGUCAAGAAUCUAUUGGAUCUUUGAUCCAUCUCUAUUUGAUCAGUGGAAAAAACAAAAAACAGUGGCCCUCCAACUCUUGAAUUAUUGCACCAGUUAAAGUUGGAGAAAAGUAGACGAAUCUUUCGAGUUGGAAAGCUAAAGCUUAAAAAAGCUGUCGGCAUGGAUCAGAAUUAUUGCAGUCAUCAGAUCAUAUUCCAUUCAUCAUCUUGCUUCAGUUGCUUCUGCAAACCUUCUCUCUCAUUUACAUUACACCUACACCAAUACAGAGUUACAGAGAUCGAUCGAGAUUGAGAAGAAUGGCUUGUGUGGUUGUACUUUCUCUUAUGAGGACACUUGAGCUUGAGUUCUUGCAACCUCUCCCUCGUCCAAUUUUACAACAAAAGGAACUCAUCCCCUGCAACAAAGACUUGGUCCUAUCUCUCCACAACAAGCUUGGAUUUGUUUUGGAACUAUUCGAUGAGAGUAGAAUGGAUGGUGUUGAAGCAAUAAAAGAAUUGGAAACAAAGCUCAGAGAUGUAGCUUCCAGGAUUGAAAAUGAAAUUGAACUUCAAGUAGUACAUCUUUAUAAGGAAGAAGAAGAAGAAGAAGAGGAAAACAGAAUUUUUAAAGGAAUUUUGGAUAUUUUUGGCAGGUUUGUGGAUCAGACAUUUCAGCCACCGGAGGAGGGGGAGGGGAAGGGAGAGGGAGAAGAAGAAGAAGAAAGAAAAAUGCCACAGGGUGAGAAAAGCACUCAUCAUUGCCAGAGGCUUCAUCAAAUUUUGCAUCCGCUAAGGGGAAAAUCACAUCCUUGUCUCAAAUUCCGUCGUAUUUUGUACCGAGCUGUACAAGACAUUGAUGCCAUCACUCAAGAGUUGGCAAAAGCCAAGGAGGAGUACCAGCUUUUCGAACAUCAUCUACAAGCAGGAAAAAAGGCAGCUGCCCCCCUUAAUGUUUUACCAAUACCUACUCAUCAAGGUAUCACCAUGCCUGAUUCUUCCCACCAUGUUUCACCCUCCAAAGAAAUAAUGGUAGGAAAACAGGAUGAGUUCGAGAGUAUAAAGGAGAUGCUAAUCCAACAUCCAUCUAAGCAACUAGAAAUUGUCUCCAUUAAAGGUAUGGGAGGUAUUGGUAAGACAACAUUAGCAAAAAAAAUUUAUGAAGAUCCAUCAAUCACUUCCCAUUUUGAUAAGCGAACAUGGACUGUCGCAUCACAACAUCACAGUCAGAGGCAAAUGCUCUUACAUCUUCUUGGUUCCAAAGACGAUGCAGACAAAAGAAGUGAGGAAGACCUAGCAUUACAACUCUACCAAAGUUUCAAGCGUCAAAGAUACAUGGUUGUGAUGGAUGACGUAUGGAGUGUAGAGGCAUGGGAUGCUCUCAAAACUUGCUUUCCUGAUGAUGGAUAUGGUAGUCGAGUAUUGUUGACUACUCGCAUUGGUGAGGUGGCUAAUCAUAUCUGCACCCAAAAUGAUUUUUCUCAUCAAAUGCAAUUGUUAGAACAAAGUCAGAGUUGGAAACUAUUUAAUGAAAAGGCAUGUAAAUCUCGCAGUGCUGAAUUUGAAAUAAUUGGAAGACCGGUGGUUGAAAAAUGCAAAGGACUGCCUUUGGCAAUUAUUGUGGUUGCAGGCCUUUUUUCCAAACUCAACACUCUAGAUGAGUGGAAGAAUACUGCCAAUGCUCUAAGUUCUUCUUCAACAACUACUCUAGAUGAUAAAGAAUGUUCGAGAAUACUCUCAUUGAGUUACAAUCAUUUGCCCCAUAACUUGAAAGCUUGUUUCUUAUAUUUGGGAGUUUUUCCAGAAGAUCACGAGAUCAAAGCUAAUCACCUUGCAAAGUUAUGGCUUGCCGAAGGACUUGUAAAGGCAUUUGAGAAUGAAAGCUUUGAUGCAGUGGCUAAUAGGUACGUGCAAGAACUUAUGGAUAGAAAUCUGAUAAUUUUAAGCGAGCUAAGCUCUUGUGGAAGAAAAACUAAGAGGUUUAGGAUGCAUGAUUUAUUGCAUGCCUUUUGUAUGAGAGAAGCUCAAAACGAGAACCUUUUGCAUGUUGUCCAGAGUGAAAAUAGUUCUUAUUUUUCUCAAAAAGGUUUUCGCUGGGUAAGCAUACAAUAUGAAGAUUUUGACGUGUCUACAAUACAUCAUUUUACUUGGAAAAACUGUAGAUCCUUCUUCAGUUUUGUGCGGAGGAAUUUACAUCCAGAUUUUAGAAAUGUCAAUCUACUGAGAGUACUCUUCUCUUAUCAUAGAUGUAUCAAGUUAAAAAAUAAUGUGAAUCCUGUCCAUUUGAGAUUCCUAAGAGUUGAAAAUAGCAUAGAACUGUCCAGGACUCAUGGAUUCCUAGAGUCAAGAGGUAGAGAGGGUGUAGAAUUGUCAAGGACUUGGAAUCUUCAAACACUUUUUUGUGAGGGAAGAGUAUCAUACAGAUUAGAUGAAGGAGGGAAGUAUUUGAAGUUUCCACAACUACAGGAUAUUCAUUGCAUCGACUCUUUUUGUGGAAAUCCUCCCAAUUUUGUUCAUAAACUUCGUCCGAUAAGAGAUGAUGAUUGCUCAAAAGAAUGGAUUACCAAUAUUCCAGCAUGCUUGAAGAAGGUACAAAUUGAAUGUGAAGGCAACAAGAUUAAUGUUUGCAUUGCGAACUUAGCCUAUUUAGAGCAGCUAGAGGGACUGAAGAUUUUUUAUUUCGGUGGUACACAUAAUCUAAUUAAUAAUGGUAUUGUUCUCUUGAAAAACCUUAGGAAGUUGACAUUAAAUAAUGUUGGAUUUGUGUGUGAUGAGAAAAUUAAUAUUCUUAGCAAGUUACCUAGGCUAGAGGUGCUCAAGUUAGAAUGGAAGCCAUUCGUAGGCAAAGAAUGGGAAAUACAAGAGGAAGUGGUAUUUCGCCAGUUAAUUGCUUUAGUUAUCAUUGGUUGUGAUCUCAAGCAUUGGAAAGCUAGUAGCCAAAAUUUUCCAAAACUUGAGCACCUAUCUAUUAUGUAUUGCCGUGAAUUGAGAGAGAUCCCAAUUGGCUUUGCUGAAAUUUCAACAUUGAAGUCAAUCAAAUUACUCGAAUGUCUUCCUUCCGCUGUGGAAUCAGCCAAGAAAAUUCAAGAUGAGCAACGUGACUAUGGAAACAACGAUAUGGUUGUUAUUGAGGAAGACACAUUAGAUGGUUCGAAAUCUGAGAAAAGCCUGAGUGAAGAAGAGUCAGAAGAGGAUAACUGAUAAUUGAUACCUUAUAUUCACUUUUAGGCAGAAGACAAGAAUGGUAAUAUUUGGAAGCUUUCAAUGUGUUGGCUGAAAGGCAAAUUAAGAUCAGAGCUGAACAAAUCUGAUGGGCAGAGAGGGAGAGUAUUGCAACCCGGAUGGGCAGGCGUUUGUAGAAACGAAUUCAUGGAUAAUGUGUGUGUGUGUGUAGAAACUCAUAUCAGACAAUCACAAAACUCUGGGGAGUGCUGAAACUUCAUGUCUUGUAUUUUAGUAAUGAAUUGGAAGCUUAAAACUUUAAAAUACUCUUGAAGCUUAGAUUUCAAAUAUGUGUGUGUGUGUGUGUGUGUUUGAUGCAUAUAUAUGCAGACAUAUUGUUGGAGUUGAUGAUGAUGAUGAGUUUUAAGAAUUGAAGCUAAUUAAGAAGAUUGGUUUGCUUAAAGAAAGCAUAUAUCCCAGUGGUUGGUUUUGACAUUUUAGCUUUAAUUUGCUUUUUUAAUAGAUGUAAUGUAGCCUCUGAUCUGUUAGUUUGUGAAUCAUGCACGAUGUAUGUGCAAUGCAAUACUGAGUUCUAUUUUCUAUCCCUAUAUAUAUUCAUACUUA